Molecule: messenger RNA, 5647 nt
Organism: Branchiostoma floridae (Florida lancelet)
Lineage: Eukaryota; Metazoa; Chordata; Leptocardii; Amphioxiformes; Branchiostomatidae
Product: TATA element modulatory factor-like
Exons: 23
Coding region: 455-4042 (1195 amino acids)
Cellular component (GO): endoplasmic reticulum; Golgi apparatus
Source: RefSeq, a predicted model, not a curated record
AAGAUUCCGACAGUCCAAAACAAAACCUUGCUCCUGGUGGGGAUCGAACCCACGCCCUUCGCAUUGCUCAAGCAAGAGCGCCUAUACUGCUGUAUAAGUACGACGCGCUAACCGAUUGCGCCACAGGAGCUAGCUGGGGAGGCGAGGUCGUUCUAUAGGUAUCCAAAGACUAAGGCCAACUCAGGUAGCGUAAGUGGAUCGAAAAUACGCUACAUUUGACGAAUGUAACCCACAUUUUGAUAUUGUAAAGCCGUAUGUACUUAAAAAAGAAUGCCAACACUACACCCGCCGCCAUUUUGUGUGUGAAAUUUUACAACAAUCUACCUUAGAUGACGUCAGAGGUAAAACAAAAUGGCGACGGCCAUACGUGUCUGCUUCCGCAUUCGUCAACAAAACAGACAUUUUUCUUAAAUUUUCGCCUAAAACUAGACACUAGGCCAAUAUUUUCAUCAUCAUGAGUUGGUUCGAGUCAUCAUCUUUCAGUAGUCUUGCUAAGACGGCGCUGAAUUCGGCGCAGAAGUCGAUAGACCGUGUUUUAGACAUACAAGACGAAGGUGGAAACCAAGGUCCCGGGGCUGCUGCCAGCCUAUCACAGACAACAGGUAAGAAGUCAUCUGGAGGUGGAUGGUCAUCAUGGAUCUCACCUACAUCCAAACAGAAGGCUUCGUCUUCUCCUACAUCAUCUUCUGGCACUCAGAAGAAAACAUCUCCUCCCAGGAAUGUGGAGACGGAUGAGUUCUUUGCAGACUUCCUUGGUGGAACCUCGCAGGCUAAAAAAUCUCCAGUUUUGAAACCGCCUGCCAACAGCACACCCGUACCCAAACAGUUACCCACCACUCCAUCCCAGACAAAAAUAUCCCCUCGACUUGGUGGACUGGACGCCCUCUCUCCAACUGAAAAGCACAAGCAAAGGAAAAAGCAACCAGGACAAUUCAAGCUUCAGGUUGCAACAUCUCCAACAACCUCAAAGCCACAGGUGAAAGAAGAUAUCCCAAAUGAUGCAGUUGUUUCAGUUAGCCUUACGGAGAAUGUGUCAGAGCCUAAAAGUAAAGAAAACUUUGAUGUCAUGUCAAGUAGUUCAAACUCAGACUUGUCUGCAAGUUCUGAAAGUCAAUCUGUGUCGGAAAGUGGUCAGGAAAAGGAGAUGUUGACUGAUUCUACUACUUCCGGUGAAGUGGAGAAUGUAUCCAGUAAACUUGAGCCUCUUGGGGUGUUCAAGCUAGAUGAAGUUCAGAUAAACCAUGUGGGAAGGGAACCAGAAGCAAAAGUCCUCACUGGAGAUUCUGUACUUGUAUCUAGUGGUUCCUGUAUAGAGAGUGGAGAAACAGAAAACAGUGGUUUGGGACAAAACUCUGAUACAAGUACUGUUGGUAGUACUGGCAUUGCAGUUAUAGCAGAUGAUUCAAGUGUUAACCUUGAGGCUGGGGUGGAAACACAAUUGGAAGCAACAUUGGAUGCUUCAUUGAGUCAGUUAACUAACUUGGAUGAGAGUGCUACACAAGCAGACAGUGUAAAACAUGUCAGAGAUGAAAACACGUCAAGCAUUGAGGAUUUAGAACAGACUGCAGAUGGAACAUCACCGGAGCAAUCCAGCCAACAGACAGCAGACAUGGAAGAAGGGGAAGAAAUGAACCUUACCGAGAAGUUGAAUGAAGUUACAAGAAAUGAUACUGAAGAAGAUCAUCUAAGACAACAAGAACCUCAUCACAUAAGAGAAGAGGAACCCCCUCUUGUAAGUAAAGAGGAAUCAUCUGAUGUAGAAGAAAAAGAUGAAAUCUCUUCAAGUAGUGCUGACAGGGAGAUGCCAAAUUCUAUGAGAGAAGAGGACAGUGCUACUACCAAUGUGCAAGAAAUGUACAGAGAACAUGGUACAAACUCUGAGACGGUCGAUGCAGAACAUAAUAAGGAUCAUAUUGAUCAAGAGAAAGAAGGAAAGUUUUCACAGGAUGAGUCUGACUCCUUGGAGAUUUGCGCAGAAAAUGAGGAAGAUCAAGCUCCUGACAACCCUAUGGAUUUGAACCACGAAGAGACAGAGUCCACAGGCAAAACAGGUGACCAGCCUUCGGAAUCAAGAGACACGGAACCUUUUGAUGAUACUGAUACAGCUGAUACUUUUAUGGAUGUAGAGCCAGAGACUGAACCACUGGACAAAGGCACUGGUCAAGACUCUGUCCUGGACAGCAGUGGUCAGCAGCUGUCAUGUGAAGAGGACAGUACAUCACAGAACAAUGCCCUGGACCCACAGAAGUUACUGAAGAAGCUGGCUGAUAUGGCAGAGGUACUACAGGCCAGAGAAGCCAAACUUCUGGAGCUCAGUAAACAAAACAUGGACCUGGAAGAGACUGGCAAUAUACUGAGAGUUUCCACGGUGAAUGACAAACAGAUGGCACAGUUACUACAGGAGAAGGAUGAACAGAUAGAGGCACUGAUGGAAGAAGGCCAGAAGUUGUCCAAGCAGCAGUUACAGAGUUCCAACAUCAUCAAGAAACUACGGGCCAAGGAGAAGGAGAGUGAUGGUGUCAUCAAGUCUCAGAAAGAAAGACUGGACAAGCUGCAGGAAAAUGUGGAUCACCUCACACAUGUCCUGGAUGCCAAAGAGGACAUCGACAAGCAACAGAAAGAUGCCAUAAAAAAGUUGAACUCAGCUCUGGAGAAGCAAACAAAAGAAUUAACAAUAGCCAAGAGUGAGCUUGAGGAAGCCCAGGACAGAGUACGCAGCAUGCAGUCUGCACUGGACAGUUCUUACAAGGAGAUCGGGGAGCUCCACAAGGCCAAUGCUGCCAGGAACAGUGAGCUGCAGGACAUGACACUGAGCGCACAGCUGCAGGCUAAGGAGGAACUACGGCUGGCACUGGAGCAGGAACAGGAGAAGGCUAACCGUGGGCACGAGAAACUUGUACAGCAGGUUGAAGACCUGAGACUGAGUCUGCAGCGAGCAGAGACCCAGCAGAGCAGACAGGAGGAUCUGCUGCGGCAGGAGAUCAGUGACAUGCAGCAGAGACUGCAGCAGGCAGACGCUCGCAACCAGGAACUCAGCCAGUCUGUUACUGCUGCUACCAGACCUUUACUGAGACAGAUAGAAAACCUACAGUCCAACUUCUCUGCACAGACUUCCUCAUGGGAGAAGGUGGAGAAAAACCUGACAGAAAGACUCACCGAAUCUCAGAGUCAGCUGGCGGAGGCCUCGGAGAAAGAGCGAAUGGCGACUGAGACCAUGAUGGAGACCAAGGCUCGCCUGACGUCCCUGGAGUCCAAGUGUGCCUUGCUCAGGCAGGAGAAGUCGCGCCUGCUGGCCGAGAUAGAGAUGGAGAGGGCAAAGGUCACCAACAUGGAGGAUGCCAGGCACAGGGAGCAAGCACAGCUUGAGGCACUGCAGAAAACAUCAGAGAAGCAGAAAGAAGACUGGACCAAAGAGAAGCUCCUCCUUGAGAACCAGCUUGAGAUGGAACGCUUGAGGGUAGACACGGAGAAAAAGAAGACUGCUUUGGCUCAGGAACAGGCACAGAAGGACAGGGACAGACAGUGGUCUAAGAUCGACCAUGGUUCCCGCUCGCAUUCACGGUCCAGCUCCGUCAGUGACACUUCCCAGAAUUCCUCCUUCUUCCAGCCCAUACAGGGUGACAGUAGUGAGCCAGGGUACAGCCCGCUGUCUCCCAUGACCAACAGCACGUCAGGGAGUCUGUUGGACAGCAUGAGGACAGCCUCCACAUCAACCCUGUUUGAAGGUCUGCAGUCCACACUCAAGAUGAGGGAGGGAGAAAUCACUCAACUACAGGAGGAGAUUGUGAUGUUGGAACGUCAGCGAGCAGCCAUGGCUGAGGAGCUGGUGUCUCUGUCCUCACAGAACCAGGAUCUCCUCACACAGGUGGAGCAGGUCCCCACACUCAGCGACAAGGUUAAGAAACUGGAACAGAGGUACAACACCAUGCUGCAGAUGUACGGAGAGAAGGCAGAGGAAGCAGAUGAGCUGAAGAUGGAUCUAGAAGACAUCAAGGCAAUGUACAAACAACAGAUAAGUGACCUCCUGAGCAAGAUGACAUGAUGAAGAUGCAAUAUAGACAUUUAAGAAGGCUUACUUUGUAGAUGGGACUACUCUAUAUGGUAUAUGGUGAACUACAGGGAACGAGCUGGCCAAGACAUGCUGCAGGGAUCUAUAAGACUUCCAAAACGUCUUAUAGAACAGGUCUGAGAUUAUCAUGAUCAGAAAGCUAUGCUCAAGUGUUGGAGCUUAUUAUCUGGGAAUUCGUUUGGAGUGAUAUAGAUAGAAUAUUCAUCAAAUCUACAACCUGAAUGUUCGUACAUGUAUUUACGAGACAUGUUCAAUGUGAAACUCACUCUACCAACACACUAUAUCUCACAGGAUGUUGCCAAAUUGCGCCAGAUUUAAUAAGUGGGUCAGUCCAGUGAUCUACAAAUUUGAGAACAGCAACUUCUCUAGUUAGGCAGAUCAAAGACUUUUAGGUGAUCUAGAGCUAUUUUUCUAGAAUAACAUAUAGAACAAAAUGUACCUGUCAAAUGUGAAUUAGAUUCACUACAUUGGUGAAAUACCCAAUAUCUUUGGGCACAGAUGUUUAUUCUGUCUUACAGAAGCUAUCUGUUAAGGUUCCACAGACUUACAUGAAUCAUAUUUUAGGCACCUUAACUGCUUAAGACAAUUUUUUUCGAAAUUGUAGGAUUCUAUGGUACAAUUGUAGAAAAGGGUCACUUCUUUUUCGUUGUUGUUGUUAAACUCUAUUGCGUUCAACUAGACAUUUAUGUACAACUAGACAUUUAUGAUUACUGGUGGUAAAUACUAAAUGGUUUUAGAAAUGGGCUAAGGCCUAAAGGUAUUGUGGAUGUUGUUAUUGUUGAAUUGCCAACAUUUUUUGGCACUGGUAUUACAGUUACUGUACGUGUAUAUCAUUUCAGAGUUUUUGAUAGAUAAGCUGACAGCCACUUGAUGAAAUAGAAGUGAGUCAUUUGCAUGCUUUAUUCAUCAAUAAGUACGUCUGGCAUAAAACAACAAAGUGACUGUCACAGUGGUUUUGGCAUGAAUGGCAAUUUUACAAUUAUCCCAUUUCUCAAACAGUAUAAACAUAGUACAUACAAUCAUAUAACUUAAUGUGUAAAUUCAAUUUACUUUUAAAACCUUUAAACUUUCCUCGGCUACAUAUUUCAUUCCUCUCAAAUGCUGCUAUAUACUUAAAUGUAGGUCUUAAUUUCAAAUAAGAUACAUAGUAAAUGUGGAAAAAAAGUAUCUGGUGCAAUAGAUGCAAAAUAUGAUUUGGUAGCUUUCAGCAAUGUCUUGACAACAUUUUACUUUGAAUUUGAGAGAAUUAUGUACACUGGUGAAAAGCUUUACUUUCUAGGCCAACACUUGAAAGUAAAAAUUUUGAAAUGUAAAUUCUUGAUAUUUUAAUGUUUCUGAAAAAGUAUUUGGUAAAAAAUAGUUUUUGUAGAUUGUGUUUGAUCCAUGCACCCUGGUACAGUUUUAAGAUACAUGGACCAAACACAAUCUAACAAAUAAUGUAAAAGUCAGUGUUCUUGUCUUUACUGACAAAAUGCAUACAUGUACAAAAUAGGAACAUUAUGAGGUGAAAUAAGUGAUGUUGGGUUAUCCAUACAUUGUGUAUGUGGUGUUUACGAUUAUUAAACACUUGGACUCCUA